Messenger RNA from Branchiostoma belcheri (Belcher's lancelet), 1295 nucleotides. RefSeq lists its product as uncharacterized. The record is from RefSeq and is a predicted model, not a curated record. Lineage: Eukaryota; Metazoa; Chordata; Leptocardii; Amphioxiformes; Branchiostomatidae. The coding region runs from base 184 to 933 and encodes 249 amino acids. The transcript has 2 exons.
CCUGUGACGCAAGCACAACAGCCUUCACUUACACGUCACUCAACUCGUCAGACAACUUCUGCAGACACCACAGUGACCACGUCACGCUGUGUGCCGGAGGGGUCGCCGGUCUCAGCUUGGCGAAUAUCGUGUCGUUUUCUAGAAGAAUGUGGAUUUGACAGAGGCUCAGGGACAUAAAUUAGGAUGUCGCCAGACACAGACAGUACCGCCACCAUCCCUUACAUAUACCUGCCUAUGCUGCUCCCCUUCAUGUUCAUGUGGCAGGCCAUCGUUCAGAUCUACUGGCUCGUGGUGGUCUACAAAACGUCCUGGAACGACUAUAUCCGGGAAUUGAGUCCGGUGAUCACCAGUUUUAGCGUGAGCAUCAUAUGUAACGCCGCCUCCACUAUACUAGAUUUCUACGGGUUCCCCCUGUCUGCCGGCGUGGCCAAGAUGUUACCGCCAUUCUUCCUGUGUGCGUGUCUGUUUCUGACGCUGAACAUCGCCGAGAACCACAUGGCGGAGAUGUCCACAGCCCACCGCUGGUGCUACCGGCUGCUGGUCGAGAACUGCGAGGGGUUCAGCCUCACCUGGAGCCACGCCGAGACCACCUCCACCGUCAGUACCAUCCUGGUGCGGCACUUCGACGUCGGGCUGGACACCGUGGUCUCAAUCCACCGAACACAGCUCGCAGUCUGCGUGAUCUUCAUGUACUCCGUAGAACUGAUUUUCUGUAGUAUAUUUCGCUGGGUGGUCGCCUCGCACAUCCCCAUCCUUCUAUGGGCACUGACUCUGCAUAAUCUGUCCAUGAUAGGUGACGUGACGGUAUGGGUGCUGUUUGUAGCGAGCGGACUUUUCGUAGCCAAUAAGAUUGUAGCAAUGACAUGUAACACAACGGAGCAAGAUGACUCAACAGGAGUCUUAAACCCUUUCUGGCAUGUGAAAAUUAUCUAAUGUAGGGUAAAGAACAUUGUGGGGAGAUGUAGCAUCCAAAAGCUAUUCAUUCAUUCGUUCUUUCAUUCAUUUAUAUUCAUUCGUUGUUUUGUUUUAACUAUAGGAACUGCUUUCUCAUUGCUUGCUGUAUCUGUAUACAUGUAUUUGCUUAAUUAUUUAUUCAUUGUUAUGAUAGAAAAGCAAUUCUGUGUCAUAUUUUUUUGGUAAACAUACCUUUGAACCGCUAAAAUACAUCUUGUUGCAUUGUUUGCAAUUUGAAACGCAAAGUUCCAAACUCUGUGGAAAUUUAGAUAUAGCGCCACAUGCCUGUGUUAUAUUGGGGUCAAAUGUGCAUGAAAUAAAGAUGAAAUAAUAGAAUGAAA